This is a messenger RNA of Trametes versicolor FP-101664 SS1, 258 nucleotides long. Its product is annotated as small secreted protein. The coding region runs from base 1 to 258 and encodes 85 amino acids. The transcript is spliced from 4 exons. The record is from RefSeq and is a predicted model, not a curated record. NCBI's taxonomy places the organism in Eukaryota, Fungi, Basidiomycota, Agaricomycetes, Polyporales, Polyporaceae.
AUGCCGGUUCCUUGGGAAGCCCUCAUCCCCUUCGCCCUCCUGACCACCAUGUUCGGUGCAGCGGGUACGCUCUUGAACACUUCCAAGCGGCUUCAGAACCAGGGCAAGCCUGUUCGCUACAACGUGGAUGCCUGGGACGGGAUGAUGAUGGACAGAGACGCCCGGUUGACUGGGCACAAACGAGGGCAAGCGACAGAGCCAUUCGCUCCCGAAGAGUUCGAGACAAACAGCGCCUGGUACACUGAGCGAGCCUCAUGA